Molecule: messenger RNA, 5899 nt
Organism: Anopheles arabiensis
Lineage: Eukaryota; Metazoa; Arthropoda; Insecta; Diptera; Culicidae
Product: roundabout homolog 2
Exons: 15
Coding region: 329-4297 (1322 amino acids)
Biological process (GO): axon guidance; dendrite self-avoidance; homophilic cell-cell adhesion
Cellular component (GO): axon; plasma membrane
Molecular function (GO): cell-cell adhesion mediator activity
Source: RefSeq, a predicted model, not a curated record
GUUUGUCUUUCAAAGCUGACGGUUUUGCAUUUCGGAUUCUGUGAAAAUGCGGUGCUGAAUCUUUGCUCGAUUAUUGAGUGGUUACGGCAACAGCUAAGGUUUUUGUAAUAACCAAAGAUAACAUGGAGAUGAUUUCGAGGUCAUGAUAAUACUCUUCCAUAGCAACAUGGAUCGAUAAUUAAUAUCAGUGAACACAGUGUAGUGGAGUGAAGGUGUAACUGAAACAGCAUAUAUGUUUAUCUGAAACAGCAUAUAUGUUUAAGCAUUUCAUACGACAUUGAUAUAAACAACGAAGCGGGAAAGAUAGGAAGGAGUGAGGGUAAUCAAAAUGACUUUUGUCACUAAAGAUGGCGUGCAUCAUUUCGUGGCUUGGUUCCUGUUAUCUUUGAACGCGAUAUCUUCGACUGUGCUAGCUUUAGAGUAUCCCAAAAUUACGGAGCACCCUCUAGACGUCAUUGUACCUCGGCACGAGCCAGCAACACUCAACUGUAAGGCGGAAGGGAUUCCGACACCAACAAUCACAUGGUUUAAGGAUGGUGAACCGAUUAAAGCCGAACCAGGAUCACAUAAAAUUCUGCUACCCGCAGGAGGUUUAUUUUUUCUGAAGGUCGUGCACUCACGUCGUGAGACCGAUGCGGGUGUUUACUGGUGCGAAGCAAUGAACGAGCUUGGCGUUGCCAGAAGUCACAAUGCGACGCUUCAAGUAUCAGUACUACGAGAAGAGUUUCGCCUGGAACCACAAAACACUCGGGUGGCACAGGGUGAAACGGUACUGCUAGAAUGCGGACCACCGAGGGGCUCACCGGAACCAACCGUUUUCUGGCGCAAAAAUGGACAAACUUUAGAUCUCACCAACUCGAAACGUAUCCGGAUCGUGGACGGUGGCAAUCUGGCCAUACAAGAUGCUCGCCAAUCAGACGACGGUCGUUAUCAGUGUGUGGCAAAGAAUAUAGUAGGUGUGCGCGAAUCCACUGUUGCCUUUCUGCGAGUUCACGUGAAACCGUUUCUAAUACGUGGACCCCAGGACCAGACGGUCGUUGCCGGUAGCUCUGUUGUGUUUCAAUGUCGGGUCGGAGGAGAACCGUUGCCAGAUGUUCUGUGGCGGAGGUCAGCUUCCGGAGGCAACAUGCCACUCGAGCGAGUACGAGUGCUUGAAGACAGAAGUUUACGAAUAGAUGACAUCGCAAUCGAAGAUAUGGGCGAAUACAGCUGCGAGGCGGACAAUGCUGUCGGAUCCAUCACCGCAUCCGGUACAUUGGUGGUGCAUUCACCGCCGAGUUUCCUGGUGCGCCCGAAAAAUGUACUCAUCGAACCGGGUUCGGAAGCAUUGUUCGAAUGUCAGGCUACUGGACACCCACACCCGACGCUAUUUUGGUCGGUGGAAGGCAACCGCACACUCCUGCUCCCGGGUAGCCGGAUGGACAACCUAGAAGUAACACAAAACGCGGACGGUACCAGUGUGCUUUCCAUAGCGCAAGUUGGCCGCAUGGACAACGGGAAAGUGAUCGUGUGCAGCUCCGUAAAUAGUGUCGGCAGCGUAAGCACACGUGUUGUGUUGAGUGUAAAUCUUCAAGAUGAUCGACCACCACCAUUAAUUCUGCAAGGCCCCUGCAAUCAAACGUUGCCCAUUAAGUCGGUUGCCAUUCUGCCGUGUAAAGCUAGCGGAAUUCCGCCACCGGUGAUCUCGUGGUACAAAGAUGGAAUACCGGUGCUAUCCUCGGAAAAGAUAAAUAUCACUGAAUCGGGCACGCUGACUAUAGCAGAUUUGAGCAAAAUUGAUGACAGCGGGUUGUACACGUGUGUCGCUAGCAGUAAGUCGGGCAAAACUACAUGGAGCGCACUGUUACGAAUCGAUGUGCCAACGAAUCCGAAUAUAAAAUUCUACCGUGCACCAGAAAUAUCUACGUACCCUGGUCCGCCUGGUAAAGCGCAGGUUACGGAUAUUACCGAAAGUUCCGUCACUAUUGCAUGGGUUAGAAGCAGCCAAGUUGGAGCGUCAAGUUUGAUCGGCUAUACGGUGGAGCUGUUUGGCCGUAACCAAACGGAAGGGUGGCUUCAGGUUGCAAAUCGUAUUCAAGACAAUACCUACACACAAACUGGACUAAGUGCAGGAGUAACGUAUUACUUCGUAGUUCGUGCUGAAAAUUCACACGGCCUUUCAUUGCCAAGUCCUCUAUCGGAACCUAUUCUCCUUGGAUCGAGCGAUAACUUUGGUAUGGGAAUUGAUAUGAGUGAGGCAAGAGCUAGUUUACUGUCAGGAGACGUUGUGGAGCUCGUUAAUGCGACUGCUAUAGAUUCCACUUCAAUGAAGCUGGUUUGGGAGAUUAUCAAUGGAAAGUAUGUGGAAGGUUUUUAUAUAUAUUCGCGAAACCUUAACACAAAUCGUUCCGUUAGUAUACAGUCAUACAAAAUGAUGACCGUCUUGAAUGCAGGUGCCUCGUCCUGUUCCGUUUCUGGACUUGAGCAAUAUUCAGAGUACGAGUUUUUUAUAGUGCCAUUUUACAAAUCAGUUGAAGGCAAACCAUCAAACUAUCGGAUAGCAAGAACUCUUGAAGAUGUUCCCUCAGCACCACCGUUUGGCAUGGAAGCGCUGUUACUAAAUUCAUCUGCAGUGUACCUGAAAUGGAAACCUCCUACAGCGUCUGCACAAAAUGGAAUACUGCGCACUUACAACAUUAUCGUACGAGGAGUUGACUUACGAACAAACUACUCGAAGGUUCUUAGCAAUGUCACGAUUGAGGCUACCUCAUCGACACUGUUGCUUGCCAACCUGACCGAAGGUGUUACGUACACGGUCAGUGUAGCAGCCGCUACUUCUGCUGGUAUGGGACCGUUCAGCAAUCCUGCAACCCUGCGGCUCGACCCAAUCACUAAGCAGCUAGAUCAAACAUCCCAUCGAUAUCCCAUCAAUCAUAAUAACAUGGAUGACAUCCUUACACAGCCCUGGUUUAUCGCGGUGCUGGGCUGUAUUCUGGUACUUAUGAUGCUUUCGUUCGGUGCAAUGGUAUUUGUGAAGCGUAAACACAUGAUGAUGAAACAGUCGGCGCUUACAUCUUUACGCGCUCACGCCGCAGGAGGUGUUGUAAAGAUACCGCGAAAUGAUAGCCUUUGGAUGGAUCCAUCCGGCAUGGUGUGGGGCCAUCAAUCGACGGGAAGAGGUAAAGACCACAUUCAAGAUUACGCUCCGGUAGGUACCAGUUCAACGCAUCCCUUAGAGCAGCAACAGCAACAUACGAUGCCACAUCACAAUCGUACUCGCUAUGUCGAGUACACAGACUAUCCCAGCGAUUACGCUGAGGUGUCGUCCUUCAAUCCCCCGACAUCCGAUGGAAUGAACCAUCUCUCGGCGCAGCUAAACGGUAGCAGAGCACCGAGCGAGUACAGCUCGGGAGGUACGCGAUCGCCAGCACCUUAUGCUACAACCACCCUGAUUGGAAAUGUGAGAUUUAUUACUGCCCCGGGGAGUGUGACUGGUAAUGAUAGUCACCUGCAUCACCUGCUGCCAUCAGCGGCAGCUGCAAGUCAAAUGUAUUACAAUGGCGAUACUUAUUCAGGCAGUUCGAUGACACGGACAUCGUCGGAUCAUGAAAGUACGGGCUAUGUUAGGAACGCUUGCUCGGAGUCAUAUUUCAAUCCAAAUGAGAAAAUCAAUAUCACCGAGAAUAAACUGGCGUCUCAUACGAUGUCCAUGCUGGCAGCAAGUGGCAAUGCAUCCGUGGGCGGGGGUUAUCAUCACCUUGUGCCAAGUCAGAAUGGAAGUUCGAAUGGCCAGAGCAGUGCGGCCAGUAGUGCGUGUAGCGCAAGCAGUGGAAGUAGUAACAGUAGCAACGGAAACGAUGGCGUUCGAACCAACGACUCCACUCCCCCGAUGUCUAACAAAACGCAAGGGACGAGAGUACCGCGAAAUGGCUCCAGUAGUAAUCGUUUUAAACUCUCCCGUACACCGAUCGUAAGCAGUUUGCGGUCCGCAUUGAAGCAGGAGUCAACGUCCAGUGAACAUGCUAAUCAGCCAGCACUGCAUCAAGAGCAGCGGAAGAAAAUGUCCUCGCUUAACAAUUUGGGACAGAAACAACAGCUUUAUAUUAAGGUGGGCGAAACGGGAGUGCCGGGUUGCACAAACAGUUGGAACCCCUCCACUGCUAGUGCAAUGGCCAUGGCAAACCUGUACCAAAACACCAGCGUCACGAUGCCAUCCGGAGCUUCGAAUGGUGAUCCGAAUGUGGUUAUCUACCUGCCGACCGGAAACCGCAGCGUCAUUAGCUAUCGUGCCGGUUCGGAGUUUGGGGAUGAUGUUUGAAGCUGGUGGUAGGGUGGUUAUUUAUAAUAAUUUAUUCUAAACUGCAAUUAGCUGCAGGUCCUGGAGAAGAAAGCUGACUGACGAUAAAGGUAAUCUCAAUGCCACCGUCUCCAUACGUACCAGGGCGUACUGUGAGCGGGUGCCGUUCCUAGUUACUAGAUUGUAAGAAGAUUCGGUGUUGUACAUAAUAGUGUAGGAUAAACGAAUCGGGCGAUAAGCACGAGCAUCGGUGCGGUGUUUGGCUACGACAACGUUUAGUAGUGUGUCGGAUGGCGGAAUCAAACCGUAAACAAAACCAAAACAAUGUACGAGCAAGACUGAUCCAUAAGCUUCCAACAUACGGGAAUGAGGAAACUGAGACGCAAACAGUAUGGAGUUACGCUGCGACGUUCAUCAGGAAUCCGAAACCCUCUCAUACCUUCAAACCUUCAAGUACUUCCAAUGCACACGCUGUAAAUAAAUUACACAGUGACCACCAAUUAAAAUUCAUUCAACCGCAACGAUACAUGUUCCGGUAGGCUGAAUCUUGCUGGUUUCGUUGAAUAGACGAUGUAAAGCAUGAACGCUGGUGGUGGUAUGAAUAAAAAAAAAAAGAUAUUUGUGUAUUAUUCCAAACUGAGACGAGAGAAUUAAAAAAACACACACACUCACACCCAUACAAAGAAAAAUGAAAUGGAACAUUUAUUUUCCGAAAUUUAUACGUCUGUCCUGGUCUAUUUUUAUUUAUAUUUUGUUUUCUUUAGAAAGAAUAAUCUAUUCCAUUCAAAUCCUUUAAUAAUAAAUUAACCCAAUGAUGCAUAUCACGUAUUACAGCUAAAGUAAACGACCAAAAUUUGCUUUUUUUGUGCUCAUGCAUACAAAUGCUCUAUAAUUUAUUGGUUUGUGCUAAAUAAAUUGUUACGCCAACAUUUUUGUCACUACAUUCAUGAUUACGGGCUAAUUAAAGCACAGAAAACAGAUGAUGUAAAAGUUUAUAGUCAAAUUUAAAGUUUUUCAAAAAAUGCUUCCUCUAACCACUCGUAAUCUUGUUAUUAUGAUCUUCAACAAAACGGCACUAAAACAUUGCUACUAAGCUCGCACCUCACGAUAACUGUAAAUAAUCAAGCGUAUGAAAACCGCCAUGUCCUUCCCAAUCGUAAACAAAGCAAUAUUAUCCCUCCGAACUAUGAAACAAAAGUAACUGCAUCCAACCCACGAACUUUUUGUGCAUAGGUAGACCAGUAAGGAAGUUUCAGCAGUAAAAUUUGUUUGCGCAGUGAAUCUUAAAAUUAUGGUUAUGAAAUUAGUUUACUGUCAAGUAUUCUCGAAGUUGAUUGCAAAUAAUACUGCUUCAUAGUGUCAAUUGUAAAACAAAUAAAGGAGAAAUCAAAUUAGGAAAAAAACUGUCGUGCUAUAAAACAGAAAGAACUUGCUCGGUUUUUUUUGUAAAAAUGCGUGUUUCGAAUAUACUGUUUUGUGAAUAAACGUACCGCUUGUUAAUGUAAAGUAGUAGCUAAGCACAUCCAACAUGUUACGUGGUACAGGAAUUUAAAUACCGUUGCGCGGUAUUGAAUUCGAUGUGAUUGAGUCAAAGCUGAAUAAAAAAUGCAAAUUAAUCAUUUA